Molecule: messenger RNA, 2493 nt
Organism: Botrytis cinerea B05.10
Lineage: Eukaryota; Fungi; Ascomycota; Leotiomycetes; Helotiales; Sclerotiniaceae
Exons: 1
Coding region: 151-2382 (743 amino acids)
Biological process (GO): regulation of DNA-templated transcription; DNA-templated transcription
Cellular component (GO): nucleus
Molecular function (GO): DNA binding; zinc ion binding; DNA-binding transcription factor activity, RNA polymerase II-specific
Source: RefSeq, a predicted model, not a curated record
GAACGGUGUUGCUAUUCCUCUAUCAACUUGUGUCUUCUCGACACAUCUUUUCAAUAUUUCUUAUUGUCUUUUUUUGUCCUACAUAAAAAUUCUCGCUAUCUAUAAUUGUAAUGCGAUAAGGGUGUAAAGCCCUCUAUAAACUCAAUAUAUAUGUCGAUCCGCAGAGAGAACGGACACGGAGUUGUCCCACGGAGACGAAAUGGCAAGCAGCCCGCGUGCGAGCCAUGCAGAAAAGCAAAAAUUUCUUGUGAUCAUGGCCUUCCCGUGUGUGAUCGAUGUAAACGACGGAAAUCAUCGGCUAAAUGUAUAUACCUCUCAGCGCCUAUGACCCGUCGGCUACCCACAGAGGGAUCCAAUACAAGUAGGGAGCGCGAACAAGCUACCGGUAUACUGUCAACCCCCACUCCAACUCCAACGCCUUCUGUUAUAUCUACACAUGAUCAUCUGCUUUCUCCCGAUAGUAGGCCUACAGAACCAGGUAGAAUACAAUCCGGAGGUUUCUUUGGCCCAACAAACUUCUCCGCUGUAUUCGAGGAAAAUCGGGAAAAUAUCGGUAACGAUAUACAAAUUUCCAAUGACUCUAGUGCACUUCCAUCUUAUGACAGUCUCCAGACUCAUAAUUUUCUGAUGCUGCCCGGAAAUACAUUUGGAGGAUCCCCACGAAUCCAGCUCGGAAUCAAGAUAUUGCAAAAACUGCCCGACAAACGAACAUGUGACCAUUUGUUAAAAUGGCAUUUGGAAAGGAUGGGCGGGUGUAGUCCUCAUAUCCCGAGACAGACUCCAGUACAAAUAGCACAUUCAUUGUGGUCUCAGUGGGGAAAGGAGUUGAAGGAGCCAAGACGUCUCGAUGAUAUAGAAAGUAUAUCUACGCAUUUAUGCAGGAACUCCGAACACCAUUUACAGGAGGCGGAGGAUUAUCAACCUUGGUUAGAAGGUAUCACGGGAGCUCAUAUGAGAUGGGAAUCUGUGGGACUCAUAUUUGCGGCUCUAUGUCGAUGUGUUUUGUCACUAUCUGAAAGAGAUGCCUUCUUCACAACCCAGCCUGGGCAAAGGAAAGAUCGAAAACACUUCGCAAUGGAGCUAAAAGAUUGCAUCCAAGCUUGUGUUACAUUGUCUAAUUACAUGGACUACAUUAAUACCGUCAUGGUGGGCCUUUUGACUGAAAAUCUUAUUAUUACUACUGUAAUCAUGGGCGACGCAAGUUUGAUUGUUUGGAGACAGAUAGGAGAUUUGGUUAGUAUGUCAACAGCACUUGGUCUUCAUCGCCAACCGGACAAUGAUGGACCCGUCACAUUCUUAUCCGAAUGUAAAAGACGUUUGUUUACAAUAAUAUUCAAUUUCGAUAAAAGUUCUGCUCACCUCACAGGUCGUCCGCCAGCAUUAAGUUAUCGUUAUACACGUUUCCGCUUUCCUCUUGACAUCGACGAUGAAGUAUUUGCUCAAGGCCCCGAAGCCCUAAGAAACGCCGCUGAGAAAUUAGACGCCAAUGGCUGGAAUCAAGAAGCCAGAAUGACAAAUGCAACAUAUAUUCGCGCUCACGGCUAUCUUACUAUAAUCACCGAUGAGAUCCUCGAAUUAUCUCUCACUGGCAAUAUCAGCGAUACCCGCAUUACCGCUCUUCUAGCCCGUGUGCAAGAGACCUACGAUGGUUUCCCUUUUUACACCCACUACCAACCCAGCGACGUAUAUUCUCCCUCGAUAUCCGAUGAUGUACUAUGGCGUCGCAUCGGUUUACGUCUCACAUAUCUCGAACACCGACUCACGCUCGAACGACUCGCCCACAAAUCUCUCCUUCUCUCCGGACAAUCCAUGAUAUCCUGCGCUCUCGAGAUGCUCCAACUAACCGUUCUCUUCUGGGUCCAACGCGAUCGCUUCGUCGAGCAUCAUCAUGAUUACGAUUGGAUGCUUAUGUGUUGGGGAGUUCCUUCCAGCGGAGUCUUAUGUGUAGAAAUCCUUAAACAGAUGAAAUCACCUCAUGAAUCGACGAUAAAACUACCGACGUCGGAAAUUGUGCAGAAUUUGAGUUUGUUAGUUGGCUUUUUCGAAUGGAUUAAACCGAGUGCGGGGAAUUAUCUCUUGUGUAGACGUAUGAGUAAAUUAGUGAAGAGGAUUUUAGAUCAGAUUUUGAAUCAUCGAGUUAGUGGUCGUGGGAGUUCGCAGGGACAAGGACAAGAGGGGGAGAGGAGUGGAAUGGGUUUGGUUGAGGAUGGGAAUGGUGGGCUGGGAAACGAGAAUGGGAAUGGGAAUGUAGAUGUGGGUAUGAUGGGAGUAGAUGAUCUAGAUGGAAUGGGUGAUGAUGUGGGAACAUUUGGGAAUCUGGAUUGGUUGAAUGAGUUAGAUUGGAGUAGAGGACCUUGGAUGAAUCUAGAUAGUCUUACAUGACCCAAAAAUUAGGUAAAUGUUAAUUUAUAACAGUCAAAGAUCAUCGUAGAGGCUCACGAAUUCCAGUAUUUCAAGCGAAGAAUAAAAAUUACAUGAACCGGUGUAGAUAUA